AUGAACUUUGCUACUAAGCGCAUACGCGUGGAUGGCAAUGACCGUUCUAUUCUCAUGCAGAAUGAGAACGGUCCCUGCGCCCUGGUUGCGUUGACCAACGUCCUUUUGCUCUCUUCUCACCACGAACAUAGCGAGCUGCUUGAGCUCGUCCAGCCGAAGAAAGUAGACCUCGACCAGCUGCUAACAGUGCUGGCCGACAUCGCCAUAGCUACCAACCCCAAGGAUGAAGAACUCUCUGUGCUCCUGUCCCUAUUGCCCCAGUUGCACACCGGUUUGAACAUCAACCCUAGGUUCGAUGGCACUUUUGAAGACACGAAAGAGCUCUCUGUAUUCAAACUAUUCGAUAUUGAUAUCAUCCAUGGCUGGAUAUCCAGCGAUGACAAAGUACAAAAGUAUACUUAUGAGGAAAGUCAACAAUUACUGACGCAGGCCGUCGACAUCAGAGACCGAGAGACUCCAGGCAGUGGCAACCCACAGGAUGAUAAUAUUCUGGCGGAAGCCAACUUGAUCGAACAAUUUCUAAACGAUUCGUCUACACAAUUAACCCCAAAUGGUCUAAACAACAUAAAUACUACUAUGAAAGAAGGCAAUUAUGCCGUACUGUUCCGAAAUGAUCAUUUUGCAACUAUCACUAAACAUAACGGAAACACAUACGCACUGGUAACUGACCUAGGAUUUCGGUCAUGUAAUAAUAUUGUUUGGGAGUACAUGGGUUCAAUCGAUGGUUCUAACGACAUUUUCUUUGAUGGCAUCUUUGAAGAGACAGAAUUGAAUGAUACUGCGUACACCACAAUGGAAGCUACUGAGAGAAAAGAAAGAGUGGAGCAAGUUGAUAAAGAUGCGCAGUUGGCCCAGCAAUUACAACUAGAAGAAAAUGAAGCUAUACAAGAAGCAGAUAAAAAACAACUUCCCAAGAAAUCAACCAUUCCUAAAACAAAGACGGACAAAAGAGGCACAAAUCACCAUCAAACACCAUCAAAUGCAACAUAUAAACAUACGCACUCCCAUCAUUCCAGAAAAAAUAACAAGAAGCACAAUUCCAUGAAUGCUAAUGCAUCUAACAAAAAAUCCAGUGAUUGUGUGGUUAGCUAA
Molecule: messenger RNA, 1092 nt
Organism: Nakaseomyces glabratus
Lineage: Eukaryota; Fungi; Ascomycota; Saccharomycetes; Saccharomycetales; Saccharomycetaceae
Gene: MIY2
Product: ubiquitinyl hydrolase 1
Biological process (GO): protein K48-linked deubiquitination
Cellular component (GO): cytosol; cell periphery
Molecular function (GO): K48-linked deubiquitinase activity; cysteine-type deubiquitinase activity; cysteine-type carboxypeptidase activity
Source: RefSeq, a predicted model, not a curated record